CGUAAAACCAUCUCAUCUCGAGGCCAUAUAACUGCGGCUUCUUGCCUCGCAGCAAACAGACAUGCAGUCAGAGAUCACUCGUACACGCGUUAUCAAGGUUCUAUUUGUCGCAGUCCUGGCACUCCUGGCGUUGAGCGUUCUUCUGGUUUCCCGUGGACCAUCGGCGAACACUAACCAUCUGUUCGACGAUAUGCCCGAAGGCGACAUCUUCACCUCAAGCCCCAGUCCUGGUCAAGCUGGUCAGGAGAUUCCUUGGUACAUUCUUCCUGAAGGCUCUUACGUCCCUCCGUAUGGCGACUGGGCUGCUCAAUCGUGGCGUUACGCCGCAGACGCUACCGUUGACCUGCCCCUGUCCUCAGCUACGCUCUUCUUCACUGCACAAGGAGCCGGCCUCACGGGCACGCUGAACAUUCAAAAUGAUGGAAGCCGUGGUGCAGAUGUUGCGCGUGUGCAAGUACGGAUGUACUAUACCGCUGCGCGCCUUGCGGACGCGGCCAAGGUACUGCGAGAGCAGCCUGCUGCGGGGAACAACGGUAUCGGUAUCAAGACCCCCAACCGCACUAGUCAAAACGAGCAUAUGUUCUUUGACGUUAGAGUUCACCUGCCGCGCGGCACGGCCCAGGAUCCGCAGCGCAUCUCCAACCUCGAGGCUGAUCUUCCUAACUUCGCCCACAUCCUUGGUGAUCUUGCAGAUGGAGUCCAUUUCAAUCGCAUUUCGCUCACGGGAGCGAAUAAUUAUAUCUCAUCGAAGUCCCUGUUGGCAGAUAUCGCGCAUAUAAGGACCUCUAAUGCCGCAAUCGAGGGUCACUACAUCGCCAACAGCAUUCUUAGUCUGAAUACAGACAACGGCCAUGUCAAAACUGAUGUCACCCUCACCAACGCCGGCAGCCGGGCAUCUACACUCGACUUGAGAGCGAGUAACGGCCAAGUCACCUCGACCAUCUCGCUUCUGUCGACCUCCCAGGACAGCACCGGCGGCGUCUUCGAAGUGAAGGCCCGGACGUCGAAUGGUGGCAUCGCGCUCUCCUUCCCCGAGGCGCCGCUCGACUCAGUGCAGCACGUCGAGGCGCAGAGCUCGAUCGGGGACGCCACCGUGCAGAUGCACAAGACCUUCGAGGGCACGUUCAGCCUGUCUCAGUCGUUCCCCGCGCCGGUCAUCCAGUAUGACAACCGCGCGUCGGACCCGGCGGGCACCGGUCGGGAGAGGAACGUCGGGUACCAGCGGGACGGGAGCGGUGCUUUUGUGGGCCGUACGACGUGGGGUCAGCCGGCACGCGGAAAGGGCAUGGGAAAUGUCAACGUGCAGACGUCGAUUGGCAAUACUAAGCUUAUUCUGUGAUUUGUUCUCGUGGUAGUCGCAUCUAUGGGAAGAACUUGAUUGGCAAUGUAUGAUCUGGGUGCUACGCGACAUUGAAUAAAAUCGUUCGGCAAAUAACCU
Molecule: messenger RNA, 1438 nt
Organism: Phanerochaete carnosa HHB-10118-sp
Lineage: Eukaryota; Fungi; Basidiomycota; Agaricomycetes; Polyporales; Phanerochaetaceae
Exons: 5
Coding region: 62-1339 (425 amino acids)
Source: RefSeq, a predicted model, not a curated record